CUCAAAAUCCUGCGCAUCUGCCUCCUUAUACCCAUCAAUGCUUUGCUCAACCUGAUCGGCCAGCUCAUUCCGGCUGCUUACUUCUACAUCACCGUCUGGGCCGACAUGAUGCAAUCGAUGGCCCUGGCCAACUUUUUUCUGCUGCUGCUGGAAUUCAUCAGCCCGCACGAGAACCAGCGGGAUUUCUUCUUCAGCGGCCUGCAGGUGCCAUCUAAAAGAGGCAAGGCUCCGAAAAAUGGUCUGAAAUGGUACAAGAGGAAAUGGUUCUGUGUGUUUCAGUAUCCAGUGGUUCAGCUCCUGGUCACGAUCGCGACAGAUGUCACCAACUCUCCAAAGAUCAACAUUUAUUGUGCGAAUAGCAACAAGCCGUAUUUUGGACACUUAUGGCUCAACUUGGUACACAUCUUGUCCCUUAUCACAGCCGUCAUAUCAUGCCUCAGGUUCUACAAGCUUCUUAAGGCCGAGUUAUCUGGCCACAAGCCGCUGUCCAAACUGUUUGCGUUCAAGUUGAUGGUUGGCUUGAAUUUCCUCAUGAACAUCAUCUUCUGGGUCCUGAAUGAUAUCAACCCGUCACCUCUGUCGCCGACCAACACCAUGAGCGAAGCCGACGCUGUCGCAGGCAUCCCUGCCAUCGUCAACUGCUGCCUCAUGGUUCCGUUCUCCAUUUUCUUCCACUACGCCUACGACGUUGGCCCAUACAUCAUCGGUCGGCAUCACGUGGAAGCUGGGCGGGGCGACUCUCGAUAUCUGCACUACCAGGGCGGCUUCCUGGGCAUCCGUGCCUUUACGGGCAUGCUCAACCCAAGCGAGCUGCUGGGCGCCAUCGCAUUCGCGUUCAAGAUGGGGCGCGGAUCGAACAGCAGCAGUAGCAUGAAUGGCAACUCGAGGGGCUUCGACACGGUGACGAGCUCCGAGAGCCGUGACCGUGGAUAUUCGCAUGAGAUGGGCAGACGGGAUCAGAGGCGGAUGAACAAGUACGGGCGUGGUGAUCACUCUGGUAGAUAUGACCACCGAAGAUAGGUUAUGAUGGAGAAAAUGAGUGGGGAUACUGGGAAUCCCCAGCAAAGGAGACUGUAUUGACAUACAGUAAUUAUUAUUAGUCAUUUCACGUAUCAAGGCGCGCCGUGGAUGGCAUCAAAAAGCACCAACUCCUUGAGUUCCAAAGACAAAAGAGAUAGAGUGGGAAAGACCGAAGCUAGGAUGUGGAGAAAACCCAUCAAACAAUGAC
This is a messenger RNA of Cryphonectria parasitica EP155, 1228 nucleotides long. RefSeq lists its product as uncharacterized. Bases 106 to 1020 code for a protein of 304 amino acids. Lineage: Eukaryota; Fungi; Ascomycota; Sordariomycetes; Diaporthales; Cryphonectriaceae. The transcript has 3 exons. Gene Ontology annotation, biological process: transport. The record is from RefSeq and is a predicted model, not a curated record. Gene Ontology annotation, molecular function: transporter activity.